AUAAAUGAUUGUAAUAAACUGAAUCCGCUUUUUCUCCAUAUGUCGCGCUCUUAUUUUCGUAAAUAACAUUAUUUGUAAUUGUGAGUGGCAACUACUUAAUGUUUGUUGCAUAUCUGCUUUGUCGUUUAGGUGCUAAUGAAUUGGCCAUCCUUUUUUUUUGCAUCUAAAAUUACUAGGAAUAUGGUAGUGUUUGCUCUUACCUUGAUUCGUCAUGGAGAAACUGCUCACAACAAAGAUAAUGUGAUUCAAGGUCAAAUGGAUGUUCCUUUGUCACAAACUGGCUUGCGCCAGGCAGAACUUUUGGGAUUUCAUUUGCAGUAUGAACAGUACAGUCAUGUAUAUGCAAGCGAUCUAACAAGAGCUAUGCAGACAGCUGAAAGUAUUAUUCGACAGAAUAAAUCUUAUAAAGCUCCUUUGUUUCAUGAUCGACGCUUGAGGGAAAGGAAAUUUGGAGCAGUUGAAGGUAAAAGUUUCAAAUAUUUAAGAGAAGCUGCUGAAAAGUCAAAGCAGAACACAGGCCAUUAUACUCCUCCAGGUGGUGAAACAGUACAGCAGGUUCAUGAAAGAGCAGUAUCUUUUUUCCAUGACUUGUGUGAGAUGGUCAAAGAACACAGUAAACUUGAGUCUGCCAAUGGCUCUGGAAUAAGUAGAGCUGAUUUAAAUGGUGGCAGUAGCUUAGAAAAUGGAAAACAAAGUGGUCAAAAGAGAAAGAGGGAAAAUGGUGAAGCUGGUAAGAUUCAAAAUUCUGAGUGCCAAAACAGAAGUCAAAGUAAAAUAUGUGUGAAAGAGUCACAGAAGAAUGAAGUUAAAAUUUCAGAAAAUUUGAAAUAUGAAUCUGGAAAUUGUAAUAAUUAUGAAGCUUGUAAUUUCUCUGCUGAAAAGGACAUUGUCGCUGCAUGUGAUAGAACUGAUAAAGACUUCUUUUGUGUUCAUAAAGACAUAACCUUGAAGCAAAAUGGGGACUUGAACAUCCCAUCCAGUGACAAAGGACAAUUUCCCAUUACAUUCACUGAUGAAAUCAUACGCUCACAAAUUGUGUCAAGUUGCAAUGACCAGCCCAAUAUUGAAUGCCCUAAUGUGUCUUUAUCACCUUUAGUUGAUCAAAAUUUUAUAGCAUCAGUUUUUUCUAAUCCUUCACAAGAACAUUCUCGUAAGGAACUUCAUCAUGAAAGACGACUUUCUGUUUGUAGUUCAUGUGAUGAUGCAGAUAGUGGACUUAAUCUUACAGCCAAUAUUCUUGUUGUAAGUCAUGGUGGAUGGCUUCGUGAACUCUUUCGCCACUUUGUUGAAGAUUUAGAAUGUUCAGUGCCUGGAGGGAAAAAACAAGCACUUCGCAUAAGUCCCAAUGCAGGAGUGUCAAAAUUUACUGUUUCUGUUGAAGAACAUGAUGGACAUCCAAAAAUCAUAUGUCUUCAGAUUCAUGAUAAGCAGCAUUUAAUUUCAUCAUCAUAUUCUGAUAACGUUUUAAAUCCAGAUGAGAUAGCUCUUUAAAUAGUGUAUUUUUUAAAAUUAUAUUGUGAGGGAAAAAAAUUAUUUUGCUGCUGUUUCUGUAAAAUUUGGGUAUGUUGUAAAUUGAGAUAUUUAUAUUGUUAUUUGUAAUGAAAUAUUGUUAAUCAUUUGUGUGAGUUCUGUAAAUGUUUCAGAUGUAAAUAUAUUUUAUUGCAUCAGUAUUUUGAUCAAAAUUAAAUUCUAAUCAUUAAUUUUUGUUACAAGUAUUUUUUGCAAACAUUCACAUGAACUCGUGUGUAUUUUUUUAAGUACAUACAAAUUUAUAUUUAUUGUAUUGUUGCCAGUUAAAUCUCAAUUUGAACAUUUCCAUGUUUUCUUUAUCUUUUGGAUUUUUUCUUAUGCAAAAAAUUAAAAGCUACAUUCUAUUCUUCAAAAUAAUGCAGGGUUUUCUUUAGGGCAGAAUGCCUGUAUUCUUAGAAUUUUGUGCAUAUUUAUAUACUGGUGUAGCAAUUUUUAUUUUAGCAUUAGUAAAACUGCAAGUAUUUUUUCUGUUAUCAUAAUUUACUUUUAUUAUCAUGUCCAUCACAAAAAUUUUUAGUUCCUUUGUUUUUAUAUGUAAGUAAACUGUAAAUGUUAAAUUACUUUCCUUUUGACUAUAUAAUAUUCAACAGCUAAUAACCUGGUUCAUUUUCUUCUUAAAAACAAACUUCCAUCAGAAAUGAUUAUAGUUCUCAACAUUCUUGGAAGCAUUUGGGAAAUUAUUGCUAACUAAAAAAAUUUGAAAUUAAAAAAAAAAAAAAAAAUAGUGUUUAAAAUUUUGCCAGUGCUUCUUGUGCAUGUGGCGAAGAAAUUAUCUUAUGUAUUAUUUACUGGGAAAACACCCAAAAUAUAUUGAUACUUAUUUUAUAUUCUACGAAGUGCCUAUCUGCAUGGUGAGCUUGGAUGAUGUGAAUUUUGACAAGCAUGCAUAACUCUUAUUGGAAGAUAAAAUGAAGUAAUUGUAUUGUAACUUGCUUUGUAUAAAUUUUAGCUUGUUUGAUUUCUUUUGUUCAUUGAAAAAUGUAUCAUAAAAAUAUUGUUAAUAUAUGUUCUCAAUAAGUAAUUUAAUAGCAGUGCUGGAAUAAAAUUACUACUAUUGUUAGGAUUUUUCAAGCACGUAAUUAUGUAAAUUUGCUGAAAACCUUAAUAGCUUCUUGUAUUUUAAUGCUAUAACUAAAUUUCAGCUACUUGAAUUUUGUAUUCAGGACUUGCAUUUUCUAUUUUAAAUUGAUUGCAUUCAUUUUUAUCAACAUAUUAACAACCUGUGUUAUAUUAGUUACCUCCCCACUAAGAUAUUUUUAAGUGCUUAUUUAUAUAAUUAUCUGUGAAGGAAAAGGGAGAAAAAUCUUUAAUGGUAUAAUAAAUUUAAUUACUCAUUUUAGAUGACUAAUUAUAUCUGUCGCACUGAAAUGUCAUUUCAUGAGAUUCUGUCAAUAUGUUGUGUUUAAAAAGUCAUAAAUUUUUUCAUUCAAUGGCUGUUUUUCAGUUAUAAGAAUUAUACAUUUUACUAUGGUACAUUUAUCUGAGCAUUUCAUUCCACCUUUUCCUGUUCGUAAUGAGUAUGUUGUAAAAGAUAUUUGAUACAAUCAUUGCUUCUAUCAACAUGGGAUUCUCUUUGUUUUCUUUGAAAUGACAGUGUACUAAUUCCAUCUAUAGCGUCUAUGAAAAAGGGCUGUCUGAGUGGCAGAACUGCAUAUUGGAAAUUUCAAGGAAGAGCAAAUAAAUCUCUAAUUAAAAAGGUCAGGAAA
Messenger RNA from Stegodyphus dumicola, 3236 nucleotides. RefSeq lists its product as uncharacterized. Gene Ontology annotation, cellular component: cytosol. Gene Ontology annotation, molecular function: fructose-2,6-bisphosphate 2-phosphatase activity. Gene Ontology annotation, biological process: regulation of pentose-phosphate shunt; negative regulation of glycolytic process. NCBI's taxonomy places the organism in Eukaryota, Metazoa, Arthropoda, Arachnida, Araneae, Eresidae. The record is from RefSeq and is a predicted model, not a curated record.